Molecule: messenger RNA, 3531 nt
Organism: Effrenium voratum
Lineage: Eukaryota; Dinophyceae; Suessiales; Symbiodiniaceae
Source: the annotation of a GenBank genome assembly
AUGGCCUUUUUCGCGUUGAGCCCGACACGGCGAGCUGAAGCCUCACGCGACCAGCUCACCUCGCCGCUGAGCUGGGCGCCGGUGGCGUCCCCGGAGCUGGGCUACUGGCAGGUGCAGAUGAAGAGCGUGCGCAUUGGCAACAGGACUUUGGACUACUGCAACGAUGGCCAGUGCCGGGCUGUGGUUGACACAGGCACCUCGCUGUUGGCGGUGCCGGAGGAUUUUGCGGACCAGCUGCAGCAGGAGCUGGAGGGCCCCUUGAAGGACCCACCCGCCGGGCCCAGCGGAGGCGGCUUUGUGAAGGAUGCCUUUCCGGAGCUCUUCGUGGAGCGCCAGGUCAUCGCCGCAGAGCAGAGCUUCGAAAGGCGGCUGGCGGAGUACGAGAUGACGAAUAUCGAGCAGCAGAAGCUUUUCCGUGAGGACUUGCGAGAUUUGGUGGAGCUCACUGUGGGGAGAAUGGAUGUCUACCACUUGGUGGGCGCGCUACUCUUGGAGUUCUGUAUUCAUUUCUACUGUGAGAACCAGAUGAUUGAGGGCGCGUCGGAGAGCAAGACCAAGUCUUUUUUGGUCGUCUUCUUUCUGAUCGCUAAUCUCAGUGCCUGUGGCUUUCUGGUCUUCUCCGUGUGGCUGUCCAUGCACGCGUCGGUGGCAUCGCACUCCAUUGGCGUGCGCCUGCUCACCAGCUUCGCCCGGCUCUCCAUCCCCACCCGCAAGGAGCUAGAGGAGGUGGCAAGAGCCCCGCUGGUUCCCAUGAUGGAGCGUUUCCGGCAGUUGGGAAAGCGACUGGGUCUGGCAGAGGCGCAGGAGGGGACCGCGGAGCAGGAGGAACAGCGGCAGUUGCUGCGGCGAGAGACAGCGCAGCUGGCCAGGGCCGCAGCCGGGCUGAGCACUGAAGUAGAGAGCCUGGCUAUUCAGGAAGGUGCCAAGGCCCUCUCUGAUCGCGAGUAUCACUUCCGGCGCUUCCUGAAGGAGCAGCGGCGGUGGCUCUUCUACGACGCCUACGCGCGCGUGUGCAUGGCGCUAGGGAUCAACCAGAUGUUGCAAGCGCUGUCCUACUACAUCCUGGGCUCUAUAGCAGAGGAGACACCAGCGGGAGCGGCGCUGUCGCUGUUGGGCAUGCAAGUCCUGUCUCUGUUGCUACUUCGCCUUGAUAUGGCUGAAGGCGUGCAAUCCUGGUGCGGCGUCUUCACUGUGAUGAUCUUCAUGGCCUUUCCGCCGCUGUACAUCGGCGUUCUGAUUCAUCUUCACCUCUCGGUACGCACUGUGGAGUUCUUUGCGCUCUUGGCCUUUGCUUUGCACAGCGCGUGGAUGCUGCUGAUCGCCACGUACCUGGUGCCCGAGAAUGUGGACCAGGGACUUCCGAAGACGCUCCGCACGGUGCUCUAUUUGGACGUGUUGCAUCUGGAGCAGCAGGACGAUUGCGGAAGACCUGGCGUCGCAGCAGUCCAAGGAGACAGCGUAGAGGCGCUCCUUCUCUCGCAGCAAGCUCUGCAGCAGGCCAUGCGUCGAGUUCUGGAGCAGGAGGCAGCGGCGGGCUAUGUGAGCAGCGAGCAACGCCACGCCCAGGAGCUGGCGGAGUUGGAGGCCCAGCUGAAGGCGGAGAUCGCGGAGGCACGGACGCUGGAGCUCACCACGCCGAGUAGCUCUACGCGCAGUGCCGUCCGCAGUGCCGAGAAAGUGCUGGAGCACCUUACCGUGUGGCAGGCGGCGCCGGAGAUCCACGCGAGCUUGAAGGCGCUGUCCAAGCCGGCGGUCAAAAGUUGGCUAAGCGCGGAGCAGAAACAGGAGAUUGAACUUGCCUACCAGUCCUUCCUCAGCAGGUGCCGGGAGCUGGACCUGGGAAUCUGCAGCUCCGCUGGAAACGGAAGCCCUGCCGGGAGGCAAGGAGCGCUCAGCGCUCUCGAGGUGGCCUCCGGCGAGGAGCGGGAUGUGCGUGUGGACGCCUCGGGGCUCAUGGGUGCCUACGGCGGCUAUGGGGAGCAGUCCGUCUUCAUCGACUCUGAGGGUCACAUCAACCACUCGCAGCCUUCGCGGCCUGCCACCAGCUUCGAUGGCGCCUUCUCAGCGGAUUUGCCCAGCUGGAACCAGUCUGCCAUGCGGCUUAUGCGGGAGGACUCCGUUGCUGCUCAGGAGUGCCAGAUCGCUGAACGGCCCAGGCUGCGACGGAUGAUGACCCGCAGAGAGAGGCGGAUGACCCGGUCCAACAGCGGCCAGCCCUACGUGGCCGCGGACGCCUCCCGGGCUCAAUCUCUCCUGCAGCCCCAGGGAGGAACUUCCAUCCUCCCGGCGUCGGCAGUGCCACCGCACGCGCUGCCCGGAGUCAUUGUCCGGCGAUACACCAUGCUCAUCGGCCUCCUUUGGAUUGUGUCGGGCAUCACCCAUGGCUUGCGCUGGACCUCUGCCAUCCAUGGGCUGCCGCCGCUGGAGUUGCCGGAGGGCACCGAUGUGAAGGUGCGAUGGCCCAAGCCGGCGCACCUCUUCGAGGUGGGGGCUUUGCGCUGCAACGGUUCGAAGGUGCUGGUGAGCAAUCGCUUCCGGGAGCUCCACGGGGAGCUCGCGGAGGGAGAGCUGCGGCUCACGGCGCUGGAUGCUCGAGAGGAGUCGCCAGGCUGGGCGGCUCCUGAGUGGCGCUUGUGGGCCUCCCAGAGUCUUUGCCGAGAUUGCCCUGUGCGGUUGGCGGCUUGGACCGGCGACGAGAUCAUCAUCGGCCAGCUGGCAGAUGGCAUCCCACAGUUCAGGUAUGCCCUACGAAGCCGCUCUAGCUGCAGAGCGACGUGGCCCAAGGCCUCGGCUGUGCUUGGCCUCGGCUGCAAGCAGCAUGAGGACGCCAACUACACCCACGUGCAGGCACUUCACCUGCUGAAGCACGGGCAGAUAUUGCUGGUGCUCCAAGAUGACUUGCUGGAUGCCUGGGACCUGCAGGAGGCUGCGCUGCUUCAGCGCUUCGAAGUGCCCUCCGCAGCGGCUGUUUGCCUCUUGGAGGACACUCGGGAGGAGCAAGGGACGAGGCUGCUGCUGGCCCGGCACACCCCAUCGUCGCCGACAGGCCCAUCCUUGGAGGUCAUCUCGCUGCCUGCGCUUCAGACCUCCUGCCAGGAAAGCGCUGUGCCUCGUCUGCAGCUUGUUGCCAACCAAAUUCAGGAUACGAUCUACGACAAUGGCAGCGUGGACUGCCGCUUUGCCGAGGGUCUCCCGCUGCACUUUGAGGCUCAGGGACGUUUUCAGGUGGAAGGCACCACCAUCACGCUGCUGCCCGCGGACUACUCCCGACAGGCGGUUCAUGCCGAGGCGCGGAGUGCGGAGUCCGUGGCCGCGGGCCAGCCCACGAUGAUGCCCUUGGAGCUGCCGGAGCCCCUGGGGCCGAAGCUCUUCAUCUGGGGCGAGCCCGUGCUGCGCGGGGGGGCCUGGUGCCGGAGAGCUGUUCUGGUCGGAAAGUAUUACACGGUCUACGACUGGAAGCACAAGCAGAUCGGUUUUGCUCUGGCAGCGCACAGCGCGCCCCAGGCGCGCCUGAGAUACGGAAGGAGUUGA